Salvelinus sp. IW2-2015 is the source of this 3714-nucleotide messenger RNA. The record is from RefSeq and is a predicted model, not a curated record. Lineage: Eukaryota; Metazoa; Chordata; Actinopteri; Salmoniformes; Salmonidae.
GUCAAAGUUCAAUCACACAUGCCAAGAGAAACAAACAACGGAACAUCAACAAAGACCAGAGCGAGGUGACAGAAAAUCGAAAUKAUUUUCUUAUAUACUUUUGGGAGCGACACAGCAAGACAAGUGGAAUCAGCCACUUAUAAGCUCACUGACUCAGUGGUCACGACGAAUGCAGCUGAGAGUGAAGGAUGGCAGGUGUUUUCGAUAUUGACCUGGGGUCGGACGACCUUAGCGAUGCAGAGGAUGACGUUUGUGACUUCACCGUAGCAGAGACAGACCCUGUUCAGACAGAAGAGAUAGAGCUGACCAGUGCCAUUGUCAACAGAGACAGUGAGAGGAUUGGACCAGACAGCUUUGAGCUGCUAAGUGUGCUGGGCAAGGGGGGCUACGGCAAGGUUUUCCAGGUACGGAAAGUGCAGGGUACACAGACGGGGAAGAUAUUCGCCAUGAAGGUUUUAAAGAAGGCGAAGAUAGUGUGCAACGCUAAGGACACGGCCCACACGCGUGCAGAGCGGGAGAUUCUGGAGACAGUGCGGCACCCCUUCAUCGUGGACCUGCUGUACGCCUUCCAGACCGGGGGUAAACUCUACCUCAUCCUGGAGUGUCUCAGUGGUGGAGAACUGUUCAUGCAGCUGGAGAAAGAAGGAAUCUUCAUGGAGGACACUGCCUGUUUUUAUCUGGGUGAGAUUGUGCUUGCUUUGGGACACCUCCACUCAAACGGAAUCAUCUACCGAGACCUGAAACCAGAGAAUAUCAUGCUGAACCACCAAGGACACAUCAAGCUGACUGACUUCGGCCUGUGUAAGGAGUCCAUUCAUGACGGCGCUGUCACGCACACCUUCUGUGGGACCAUAGAGUACAUGGCUCCAGAGAUUCUGACGCGUACCGGACACAACCGGGCGGUGGACUGGUGGAGUCUUGGUGCCCUGAUGUAUGACAUGAUGACGGGCUCGCCUCCGUUCACUGCUGAGAACAGGAAGAAGACCAUUGAUAAGAUCUUGAAGUGUAAACUCAACCUACCGCCCUACCUCACACUGGACGCCCGAGAUAUGAUCAAAAAGCUGCUGAAGAAGAGUCCUUCUCAGAGGCUAGGCUCCAGUGCGGCAGACUGUAAAGACAUACAGAAGCAUCCCUUCUUCAGACACAUCAACUGGGACGACCUGCUGAAUAAGAGGUGUGAGCCGCCCUACAAGCCAUGCCUGCAGUCAGAUGAGGACGUGAGUCAGUUUGACACGAGGUUCACCAAGCAGACUCCGGUGGACAGUCCUGACGACUCCACAAUCAGCCACCAGCACGAACACGCCUUCGCUGGUUUUACCUAUGUGGCUCCCUCUGUGUUGGAGAGUCUGAAGGAGGGCUUCUCCUUUGAGCCACGGACACGUCCCGUACGCAGACACAACAGCAGCCCACGCACCCCCAUCAGUCCUCUCAAGWUCUCUCUCCCCGGGUCAUUCGCCAAGUCCACAGGGGGAGGAGAGAGCGAGUCCGACCUUCUCUCCCAGWCCUCGUUCCGUCUCCCGCCAACAACCCCGCCCACCGACAACGGCGCCACGCAGCCGAUCAGCACACCAGGCCGGAACAAGAAGCAGAAGUGUAACCGGAGAUGAACUGGAGUAAGCCGAGUCAGGAGGAGUCUGAACUUUUGGCCGCGUUCCAGGCCGACUACUUUCCAGACGUGCCGCACGCCUCCGCCAAACGGCUGUUUGCCACGUCAUCGACAGUUGGGUGCAGGUUGCUAUAUCAUACGAUGUGGUUAGCUGAUAUGUUUAACACCUAUCCAGGCGUUGUGACGUCUMGCAGACGACUGCUAGUCCGUCUGGAACGCGGCCGUUCUCAGGGGGCCUUGUGUUUCUCACAGGCUGGGUCCCAAACCCCCAUACUGCACACUCGCUCCCUUCCCCCUAUACCCUCAUUGACUCAUUCCUUUGAGGUCUGAAUGGGGGGUGAGCUUAGUUGAAGAGCUACAGGGCGUGCAGCUUUUUGUUCCAGUCMAGCACUAGCACCUGAUUCAGCUCCUGGUCUUGAUGAUUAGUUUAGUAGAAUCAGGUGUGUUGGUGCUGGGCUGGUGCCCACCUCCACCUACCAGMGUUGUGACUAGAGGGAGUACAGCUGCAACCGGACGUGACUUUUCGUCGCAGGUUAGGAGAGCAUUUGAGUUAAUCCUAACUCUUUUCUUAACCUUAAUUCCUAACCUGCCACGUUAAUGAUCCUAACCUGCUGCAUAAAUGUCACUUUCAGUCGUAGCUGUACUCCCUCUAGUCAGAAUCACCUACCAAGGGUGGGGUCAAUAUCUGUUUACUUCCUGUUUACUUCCUACCCCAACCUUUCCUACGCUACCAGAGGACCAGCCACUGCUUUUACAUGUCCAGUUGCCACAGAGCCACAAAGGGAAGUCAACAAGGGUUUAGGGAACAGGUUGGGUUAUCAGUUUGGGAUCCAGCCACUUCACUUGACAUUUUUCUCAACUUGCCACAUAAGCAAAGAGAACACCAACUACUGCCAAAGCAUUUGACAUUGCCGUUCUCAAAAUGUUAACGGUCGACUUUGGGCAGAAAUAACAGCUUUAAACUGUAUAACUGAUCGAUGUGUCAUCAUACCAGGUUAUUUAAUGCUUWAAAAAAAAAAGAUAUAAGAUAUUUGACUAUAGAUGUGCCAUUUCUUACUGAUCUCUACAGUUUCCGGCCACAUUCAAAUCAUGUGAAAUGAUGUCCACAUGUACUGGAAGAGUUACCGGCUAGCGUAGCUAAUGAACUAGCAACGUUGGUUGCGGCACGCCUGACCACAAUAACACAAUGAACCACCAAAGGCACGGCCCAUUUCUGUUUGAAAAUUGAGAAAUAGGCAGAGUUGGACCGUAUUUCACGCCCAGAGUCGACCUUUAAAUGGUUAAUUUUUAGACUAGUGAUCAUUGUCAUAACGCAGGAAUGAAAGUAUUGAAUGACGCACAUUUCUAAAAACACUGUAUAAAAUACUCUGCUUAAGAUAAUCUUUCAAAUACUAAAAAGAGGAGUAUUUUUGAUUAUGAAAACGACCGCAUUUGUAUUACAGCUGUAAAGCAAUCCGACUCAUUUGAGUCCCAUGUGUCUGAAGCGAUGUUGAAUUAGCCUUUUAUUUUUUAACAAGCACUCAUACCAUAACAUUACUCAUAUCAUGUAGAACCAUAGAUCUACAGAGUUCUAGCAGACMAUUGUACAUGUGGGCAGYCCUGGGUUCAAAUAGUAUUUGUUUUCUUCCUUGAGCCAAAGUUUCACUUGAUUGAGCUUGUCUGGCGCAAUGGGACCAAUGGAAUAGUCCAAARGCCAUCCAUCUGGCUCUCCAGUCAGGCUCUAUCAAAUGAUCAAAGAAAAUUGAUACCGUUUUGAAUUUUGAACCCAGGUCUGGUGCCAACAUGGCACCCAUUCGCAUUCCUCAACUGAAACAGUUUGCCGAACUCUGUUUAUCCGUGGCUCUUUCAUCAACCAUCCUGUCAUACUAUUGUGAGAACUAGCUUUGGAAGACGAGACCUCUGUAUCAUUGAAAGUCAUAUUUGYGUCUGGGGAGGGAAAUAAUAUUUACACGUAUUUCAUUUAAAAAUAGUAUUAUUUAAUGGACUGAUGACAUGUUCUGGAUCUAAGUGGAAUGUUUUUAUCAGGUUUUUAUUUCCCGCGGGUAAUGUGGCCGUGAGGAAGAUAGGGUUGCAGAAUCCUGAAGAAUAAAGGCGUUGAAUGUCUGGAC